This is a messenger RNA of Coniosporium apollinis CBS 100218, 13053 nucleotides long. Its product is annotated as dynein heavy chain, cytoplasmic. NCBI's taxonomy places the organism in Eukaryota, Fungi, Ascomycota, Dothideomycetes. Gene Ontology annotation, molecular function: ATP hydrolysis activity; dynein light intermediate chain binding; ATP binding. Gene Ontology annotation, cellular component: dynein complex. Gene Ontology annotation, biological process: microtubule-based movement. Bases 1 to 13053 code for a protein of 4350 amino acids. The record is from RefSeq and is a predicted model, not a curated record. The transcript has 3 exons.
AUGGAGGGCCCUGUGGCUCCCCAAGGGGCCAACGGCUUGCUGUCGGCGAAGCAUGCCUCAAUCGCCUCUCUGGAUCCUCACUCGCUUGUGGAUCACCUCGUCAAGGUCCUCGAUGUUAUGCUCGGGGCUUCCAAAGACGACCUCGAGUCACCAGGCAGCUUGCUCUCAGAGUCAAAGCUUCCGGACACAUUACAGCGUUGCACACGGUUCGCUCUGGAACCGCAGGAAGCUCUCUACGUCCAGCAAGAUACAUUAGACCCUAGCCAGCCGGAUCAGGUUCUAGGCGCCCGCCCCAGAUACGCUUACACACUCACAGCCGAGAUAACGUAUUCUCCUCUACGAGCCGCAUGCGUCGCCUUCCUGAAACGACCGCAGCCAAUAGAUCCGUCUUCACCUAUAAGCUCGCAGGUGCAAGUUAUAAAUUUGCCGGGUAGAGCGCACGGUGGAGAGGCGUCCGUCGAUCGUACUCCUCACGUGUCGCCUCCUGAAGUUCUGCAUACCGUUGUUCACCUGGCGCUGGCGCCUUACUUCAAUGCAUACACCAAGAGUCAGGUUACGAUACCUUCGAGUAGAACAAAAGGGGACAACGACUCGCGAACGGGCAUAUCGGGUACGAGGAAGAAGAUCGCCGAGCUUGAGUUGAGCCUCUUGCAUCUCCAGCAAAAUACUGAGAUCCCUGCUCUGUCAUUGCCCAACGAUCCAGUGAUACAGGCUGCUUUGGAGCUAGCAGCAGCGAACCAUGUUAGGCCUACACUUGAACACAUACCGGCUGCAUUGCUCUCGGACAGCACUUUCCUAAACCACCUGCAAUCGUUGGUGAACACCUGGAUCCAGAGUAUCCAGACCAUUACCAAGACUUCGCGCGACCCGAGCAGUGGAACAGCUUCGCAGGAAAUCAACUUCUGGCUUAAUAUGGAGUCCGCAUUAGAAGCCAUCGAAGCUCAGCUACGAAGUGAGGGGGUACAACUGACGAUGGAGGUACUCCGACAUGCAAAGCGCUUUCAAGCCACCGUAAGCUUCAGCACCGAUACGAACCUGAAAGAGACAAGCGACCUUGUGCAGAAAUACAAUCAGUUGAUGCGCGAUUUCCCAUUGGACGAUCUCCUGUCGGCGACGUCACUGGAGAAGGUCCAAGAUGCAGUCAAUCACAUUUUCACGCAUCUUAACAAGAAGCUACGGUUAUGCCCGUAUCCAAUCAGUCGAGCACUGCCUCUGGUAGAAGCUAUCUCCAGCGACCUAGAUGCCCGUCUGCAUGCUUUGCUCCAUGGCCGGUCGCUCAUGCACCUCGAGUUUCCUGACUUCCAGGCCAUCAUGCGGUUAACGGAAAGCAUAUGGCGAACGUGGGACGACAACGUCAAAGAGUUCACAAACAUCGCAAGAGACGUGACGAGGCGAAGAAACGAGAAAUUUAUCCCCAUCAAGAUCACACCGCGCCAUACGAAAACCGAACAUCGUUUGAAAUAUAUCACCACCUUUCGGAACAAUCACGAACAGCUGCAGCGAACAAUAAUCAACGUACUUGGCUCAAAGUCUGCUGCGCAGGACAUCGCCGAUGGCUUGAAGGUGACCGAGGCCGUCUUCGUGGAGGAGAUAGGCGAUGUGGAUGCGGUUGAGGAGGUUGCCCAAGCUUACGCGGGUUUGAAGGACAUCGACGUUCUGGACAUUUCUCUGGAAGGCACGCAAAUCUGGAUCCAGGCAGAAACGGUGUACAACGAGCGGACCUCCAGAGUGGAGAACUCCAUCAUUGCAAGACUGCGAGACCGCUUAGCCACUGCGAAGUCGGCCAACGAGAUGUUCCGCGUGCUCUCAAAGUUCAAUGCACUCUUUGUUCGACCAAAGAUCCGAGGAGCAAUAUCUGAGUACCAGACACAGCUUAUCGAAAACGUCAAGCGAGACAUCUCAGCACUUCAAGAGCGGGUAACACGGAGUUACGGAGUGUCUGAAGCCCAUAGCAUGGCUCAAUUGCGAGAUCUUCCCCCAACAGCUGGAAGCAUAAUCUGGAGAAGGCAGAUUGAGCGGCAGCUCGAUGGCUACAUGAAGAAAGUGGAGGACAUCCUGGGUGAAGACUGGAGUCUCCACGCUGAAGGCCAGAAGCUCUUGAACGAAAGCAGCAAGUUUCGAAAGAAGCUGGAUACGCGGCCCAUUUUCGAGGCGUGGAUGCAAGAUGCCAGCAAGAAGAAUCUUUCCAUCUCUGGUCGCCUGUUUACGGUCAACCGCAUUCGUUCAGCUGGAAAUACGCUGCAGCUGGCCGUCAAUUUCGACCCACAAAUCAUCGGUCUGUUCAAGGAAGUGCGCAACCUUCUCCUCAACUACAACGUUCCUCAUUCAAUCAACAACAUCUCCAAAGAAGCCAAGCGUGUCUACCCGUACGCCGUGAGUCUCAUGGAAAGCGUUCGAACCUACAUUCAGACUGUUCGGACGAUUGAUGAGAUGGCUGGAGUCGCGGUCCUCCUUCAUGGCUACCAAGGCAACGCGCAAGCACUCGUCGCCAAGGGUGUACCCUUGAAGUGGGAGUCCUUCGUCCAUGCGUAUGACCUCCAUAUCCGGCAGGGGCCUGCAAUUGUGGGGACAGAUGCUUCUGCGGCGAUUACCCGUGGAGAGAGCAAGCAUGUCCAAUUUGUUCGCGAGUUUGCCGUCGCGGUAUCGGAACUGCAGAGCAAAGUAGCCAAGCUGUCAUCCGUCAAUAACGACGUGGAAAAAGCAAUGAUCCAGCUGGGAACUUGCCCGUACGAGCACCACACCCUUCAGGAAAAUCUGGAAAUCAUCCAGAAGGCGGUUGAUUUGCUGAACCUGGAGAACUACGCCAAUCUCUCAUAUUGGGUGGCGAAGACGAACGCCAGGAUUGAAGAUGUUCUGCUAGGACGCCUUACCCGGGCGAUCGAGAGCUGGAUCACUGCUUUCAACGGCGCUCAUGAAGAUCAAACGGACACCGAGACCGCCGCUGGAUUCUCGAACCACACUGACCACCCAGUUGAGGAGAUGCCCAAGAUGGACCGUCUAGUACACGAGAUUACCAUGCGAAAUCAGGUCAUUUAUCUUGAUCCUCCUCUAGAGUUCGCAAGAGCCAGCUGGGUCAACCAGCUACAGGCGUGGCUUGGCGUGAUUUGUACCUUGCAGAAGGUGCAGGCUUCCAGGUACGAUUUGAGGCUGGAGACGGAUCGCGACAGCAGUUCUUUGCGGUACUCUGAGCUACUGAGCCGUUGCAUUGGCCCUCUUUCACGGGUCCAUAAUGUCCUAGAGCAGAAGACCCAAACGGUUUCCAAGUAUGUUGAUAAGUGGCUUCAGUUCCAGUCUCUGUGGGACUUGCAAACCGAGCAGGUACUCGACCUGCUCGAAGACAAUCUCGCCAAAUGGUUACAGCUGCUGCAAGAGAUCCGUCAAACCAGGGAAACCUUCGACACUUCAGAACUUAGCUGCUCCUUCGGCCAUCUCACCAUCGACUACGACCAAGUGCAACUGAAAGUCACCGACAAGUACGACCAGUGGCAGCGCGAUAUGCUGAGCAAGUUUGCUAAUAGGCUUGGCGCUCGUAUGGCGGACUUUUACGGCGAGAUCGAACAUGCUCGCAGAGAUCUUGAAGGCCAAUCCCUGGAGGCUUCAUCGACAGCCCAAGCAGUGACGUUCAUAACCACUGUUCAGCAGUGCAAACGGAAAGUGAAGGCUUGGGCGCCAGAAGUUGAGAUGUUCCGUCAGGGACAGAGUACUCUAAAGCGCCAACGCUACCAGUUACCGUCUAAAUGGCUGCACAUCGAACAGAUCGAGAACGAAUGGGCUAUCCUCAACGAAGUCCUUAAUCGGAAGAACAAAAUUGUCAAUGAUCAGACCGAUGCUCUUCGAGCAAAGAUUGUUGCAGAGGAGAAGGUAGUGAACCAGAAGGUUGCGGAAAUCACUGCGCAGUGGAGUCAAGAGAAGCCAGUAUCAGGCACCAUCCCUCCGGAAGAGGCAUCAUUUACCCUGCAGAAUUUCGAUGUCAAGCUGAAUCAGCUGAUGAAUGAAUCGGUAAUGGUCGCCAAGGCCCAGGAAGCUCUUGACCUUCCCCCAGGCUCUGAGAACAAUCUUUCAACAUUGCUCGAGGAGGUUCAAGAUUUCAAGUCAGUCUGGGCAGCUCUCUCCACCAUUUGGGGCAGUCUAAAUGAGUUGCGCGAUACUCUAUGGACGAGCAUCCAACCACGAAAACUACGCCAGUCCCUCGACAACUUGAUUACGAUGACCAAAGGUAUGCCAAGUCGCAUGCGUCAGUAUGAAGCAUUUGCGCAUAUUCAAAGCGUGCUGCAGAAGCUUAUCAAGGUUAACCCUCUCGUGACGGAACUGCGUUCGGACACCAUCCGCGAACGACACUGGAUUCGGAUCUUUAAGACAUUGAAGCCUUCGAAGAGAUACUCCCAGCUCUCCAUGACGCUUGGUGAUGUCUGGGAUCUCCAGCUCGGUCCGAGUGAAUCCGUCAUUCGAGACGUGAUUGCACAAGCGCAAGGGGAGAUGGCUCUCGAGGAAUUCGUCAGGCAAGUCCGCGAGACAUGGCAGAAUUACUCGCUCGAUCUUUUCGGCUACCAGAGUAAGUGUAGGCUCAUACGUGGCUGGGACGAACUCUUCGCCAAGUGCAGCGAGAACCUGAAUUCGUUGCAAGCUAUGAGGCACUCGCCAUAUUACAAGGAAUUCGAAGAGGAAGCAUCAUCAUGGGAAGAGAAGCUCAACCGAGUCCAUAUCCUUUUCGACGUGUGGAUUGAUGUACAACGGCAAUGGGUCUACCUGGAGGGCGUGUUCACAGGCAAUGCCGACAUCAGGCACCUUCUGCCAAUCGAGUCAGCCCGUUUCCAGAACAUCAAUGGAGAGUUCUUGGGAGUCAUGAAGAAGGUCGCCAGAUCGCCGUCCGUCCUGGAUGUCUUAGGAAUCUCCGGCAUACAAAAGUCACUCGAACGCCUAGCCGACUUGUUGAAUAAGAUCCAAAAGGCUCUCGGAGAGUAUCUUGAGCGCGAGAGGGUCUCAUUUCCGCGGUUCUACUUUGUUGGUGACGAAGAUCUGUUGGAGAUCAUCGGCAACAGCAACGAUACGCUGCGGGUGGCCAAGCAUAUGCGGAAAAUGUUUGCUGGCAUCCAUGGACUCAUUACUGAAGAAGAUUCGACGAUCGUAGGAUUUACGUCAAAGGAAGGAGAGGAGGUCAUGCUUCGAAAAGCAGUCUCAUUGGCCAAAACCCCGAAGAUUAAUGAAUGGCUCGCUAGUCUUGAACGCUCGAUGAAGGUGACUCUGGCGGAGCUUCUGUCUGAUGCCGUGGACAAUUUCGGUUCACUGUUGGAGGCGGAUGUACUUGACUACUCCGCAAUGGAAAGCUUCAUGGUCGCGUUUCCCGCUCAGAUCGUGGUUUUGGCUACUCAGGUCUGCUGGACAUCAGCAGUCGAAACAGCUUUGAGCCAAGGUGGUGCGUCGCUCUCAAGUCUUCACGAACGACAAGUCCAGUUAUUGCAACUCUUAGCCUCUGCUGUACUACGAGAUCUCCAACCACUGCAGAGAAAGAAGUGCGAGCAUCUCAUUACCGAAUCCGUCCACCAGCGCGAUGUUAUUGGCGAACUCAUCAAGGCCGCGGCGGAUACACCGUCUCAUCACAUGUGGCUUCUUCGAAUGCGUUACUCAUACACCCAGGACGGCGAUCCACUGCACCGCCUUCAGAUUAAGAUGGCGAAUGCAAGCCUUGAGUAUGGCUUCGAGUAUCUUGGGGUGCCCGAACGCCUUGUCAGGACACCACUAACCGACCGCUGCUUCCUCACCUUAACACAAGCCCUCUGUCAGAGGCUUGGAGGAUCUCCGUACGGACCGGCUGGUACUGGAAAGACCGAAUCGGUAAAGGCCUUGGGCGUUCAGCUUGGCCGCUUCACCCUUGUCUUUUGCUGCGAUGACACCUUCGAUUUCCAGGCAAUGGGCCGGAUCUUCUUGGGAAUCUGCCAAGUCGGCGCCUGGGGCUGCUUUGACGAGUUCAAUCGACUUGAGGAGCGUAUUCUGUCUGCUGUCUCUCAACAAGUGCAGAAUAUCCAGCAAGGACUGCGGAAGGGUGCACCUGAUGAGAAAGCCCAAAUCGAACUCGUUGGCCGUCAGCUGACGGUGGAUCCUAGCACUGGCAUCUUCAUUACCAUGAAUCCUGGUUACGCCGGGAGAUCGAACUUGCCGGACAACCUGAAGAAGCUCUUCCGCAGUGUAGCUAUGUCAAAACCGGACAAGGAGCUUAUCGCAGAAGUGAUGCUCUACUCCCAGGGCUUCUCUCAGGCCAAGGCUCUUUCACGGCAGAUCGUACCUUUCUUCGACAGCUGUGCUGCACGGCUAUCCAAACAAGCCCAUUACGACUUCGGUCUGCGUGCCCUGAAGAGCGUCCUUGUUAGCUCCGGUGGAGUGAAGCGCGCAAGACUGUCCACACACGUCGAAGCACAGUCCGAGGAGGAGAUAAUCGAGCCGCAGAUCAUAGUGCAGAGCUUACGCGAGACUAUGGCUCCCAAAUUGAUACCCACUGACGUCGAGUCGAUGAUGGAGAUCCAGUUGGAGGCAUUCCCUGGCGUCCAAUACGUCCCCGCACCCCUCGAGAACCUGGAGAAAGCGAUUUGCGAUACAGCUGCAAGCCACAAACUCGUCGUUAGCGACGCAUGGAUGACAAAGAUCCUCCAACUCUAUCAAAUCCAGGGGCUUCACCAUGGUGUUAUGAUGGUCGGCGCAUCUGGAUCUGGAAAGUCUGCCGCUUGGAGAACGCUUCUGCAAGCUCUGCAGCAGCUUGAAGGCACUGAAGGAGUCUGCCACGUCAUUGAUCCAAAAGUCAUGUCAAAGGAGAGUCUCUACGGUAGCCUGGAUAGUACCACUCGAGAGUGGACCGAUGGCUUGUUUACCAGCAUACUCCGGAAGAUUGUCGACAACCUGCGUGGUGAAGAUACCAAGAGGCACUGGAUAGUGUUCGAUGGCGACGUUGACCCCGAGUGGGUCGAGAACCUCAACAGUGUUCUUGACGAUAACAAGCUGCUGACACUACCAAACGGUGAGCGAUUGAACCUCCCGCCGAACGUACGGAUCUUGUUCGAGGUCGAAAAUCUGAAGUACGCAACUCUGGCUACUGUGAGUCGUUGCGGCAUGGUCUGGUUCAGCGAUGAUACCGUAUCGAACAGCAUGAUGAUCGAGAAUUACCUAGCUCAUCUCCGGGGAACACCAUUCGAAGACCUAGAAGAUGAUGCUGUUGCAGCGGGCCAGUUGGCGCAGCAGGCCCUUGCCACCCAGGAAGUAGUGGCGAACAUGCUACAAGCUCGAUUGCUGGACGACAAUCUCAUCGUAAAGGCUCUCGACGAAGCCCGCAAGUAUCGACAUAUCAUGGAAUACACUAAUAUACGGGUGCUCAACACCUUGUUUUCCUUACUCAACAAGACGUGCCGAUCCCUUCUUGACCACAACAUGCACCAUCCGGACUUCCCUCUAGAAAGCGAGCAGAUUGAGCCAUUCAUCUCAAAGAAGCUAUUGCUUGCAAUUGUGUGGUCGUUAGUCGGCGAUUGCCCGCUGGAGGACCGAAAGGACUUUGGCAGUUUCCUUGCUGGUCUCAGCACCGUAGACUUACCGCUACUUACCGAUACUGCUUCAUUGAUUGACUUUGAUGUCACCUUGCCGAGAGCAGACUGGAAGCUCUGGCAGUCUCAGGUGCCGAAGAUCGAGAUCAACACUCACUCGAUAACACAGACAGACAUGGUCAUACCCACUCUAGAUACCGUGCGUCACGAAGAUGUGCUCUACUCUUGGCUUGCUGAGCACAAACCGCUGCUGCUGUGUGGCCCUCCAGGAUCAGGGAAAACCAUGACCCUAUUCAGCGCGUUACGCAAACUUCCCAACCUGGAAGUAGUGGGCUUGAACUUUUCCAGUGCAACGACUCCGGACUUACUCAUCAAGACAUUCGAGCAAUACUGCGAAUAUCGAAAGACUCUGAGCGGCGUUGUGCUUCAGCCUACCCAGGUCGGCCGCUGGCUUGUAAUCUUCUGCGACGAGAUUAACUUGCCAGCUCCAGACAAGUACGGAACUCAGCGCGCAAUAUCCUUCCUCCGGCAGCUGGUCGAGCAGAAUGGUUUCUGGCGUACCAGUGACAAAACCUGGGUAACACUCGACCGCAUUCAGUUUGUCGGCGCUUGCAAUCCACCAACAGACACUGGGAGGACGCCAAUGGCCCUGCGCUUCUUGCGACAUUCACCUCUCAUCAUGGUUGACUAUCCCGGCGAAAUCUCCCUCAACCAGAUCUAUGGCACGUUCAACAAUGCAGUUCUCAAGAUUAUUCCCACCUUGCGUGGGUACUCGGAGGCGCUUACUAAAGCUAUGGUCCAAGUCUAUCUUGAAUCGCAGAAGCGCUUCACGCCUGAGAUCCAGCCUCAUUACGUAUACUCGCCCAGAGAACUUACUCGCUGGGUCCGAGGCAUAUACGAAGCUAUCAGGCCUCUCGACACGCUCCCUCUGGAAGGUCUUGUGAGAAUCUGGGCUCACGAGGCGCUUCGCUUAUUCCAAGAUCGGCUGGUGACUGAGGAGGAACGAAGAUGGACCGAGACCUGCAUACACCGCGUUGCGACGGAGCACUUCCUGACAUUGAAUGAAGAGAAAGCACUAGGCGGACCGAUUCUCUUCUCCAACUGGCUCUCAAAACACUACGUGCCUGUCGAACGCGAACAGCUACGGGACUUCGUCAAAGCGCGGCUGAAGACUUUCUGUGAAGAAGAAGUUGAUGUGCCACUGAUUCUCUUCAACGAAGUCCUGGAUCAUGUCCUCCGUAUCGACAGAGUUUUCCGCCAACCUCAGGGCCAUCUCAUCCUUAUCGGUGUAAGCGGUAGCGGCAAGACAACCUUAUCCCGGUUUGUAGCAUGGAUGAAUGGCCUUAAAGUCUAUCAGAUCAAGGUCCAUGGGAAGUACUCCGCCGCAGACUUUGAUGAGGAUCUACGCAACGUCUUGCGAAGAUGCGGCUGCAAAGGCGAGAAGAUCUGCUUCAUCAUGGACGAGUCGAAUGUCCUGGACUCCGGCUUCUUGGAACGAAUGAACACUCUGUUGGCUAAUGCAGAGGUCCCUGGCCUUUUUGAGGGAGACGAGUUCGCGUCCCUUAUGACCUCUUGCAAGGAAGGGGCACAGAAGCAGGGUCUACUACUCGACUCGCAAGAAGAGCUUUAUAAGUGGUUCACACAGCAGAUUGUCAAAAAUCUGCAUGUAGUGUUCACCAUGAACCCUCCCGAAGGCGGCCUCUCGUCUAGAGCUGCUACGAGUCCAGCGUUAUUCAACCGCUGCGUCCUCAACUGGUUCGGGGACUGGUCUGACCAGGCCUUAUUCCAGGUUGGUUCGGAACUGACCAUGUCCGUGGAUGUUGACCGCCCCGGCUACGUUGCGCCAGACAGCAUACCCCUCGCUUACCGCGGCUUGAGUCUGCCGCCGACAUACCGCGAAGCUGUAGUAAACGCGAUGGUGUACAUUCACCACUCUCUACAUGGUUUCAACCGUCGUCUACAGAAGCAACAGAAGAAAGGCACCUUCUUGACUCCUCGGCAUUUCCUGGAUUUCGUCGCUCAGUAUGUGAAACUAUACAAUGAGAAGCGAGAAGAUCUGGAAGAACAGCAACGCCAUCUCAACGUCGGACUGGAAAAGCUUAGAGAAACAGUAGAAAAAGUCCGAGACCUCCGCACGAGUCUAGCGGAGAAGCAGACUCAGCUGGAGACAAAGGACGCCGAAGCCAACGAGAAGCUCCAGCGCAUGAUCGCUGAUCAACGGGAAGCAGAACAGCGCAAGGCUGCAUCCCUUGAAAUCCAGGUUGCUCUAGAGAAGCAGGAGAAGGAAGUUGCCAUGCGCAGAGAAGUGGUACUCAACGACCUUGCCAACGCGGAGCCCGCCGUGCUUGAGGCGCAGAAGAGUGUCAGCAACAUCAAGAAGCAACACCUGACUGAAGUGAGGUCCAUGCAGAAUCCUCCAGCUGGCGUAAAGCUUGCACUCGAGGCAGUCUGCACUCUUCUGGGACACAAGGUCGAGAACUGGAAAUCCAUCCAAGCAAUCAUCAGGCGAGAAGACUUCAUUGCCAGUAUCGUCACCUAUGACAACGAACGGCAGAUGACCCGGAGCCAUCGGGCGAAGAUGCGGAACGAGUUUCUCUCCAAAGAGGACUUCACUUAUGAGAGGGUCAACCGCGCCAGCAAAGCCUGUGGGCCGCUCGUCCAAUGGGUCGAAGCUCAGGUCAACUACUCUGAGAUUCUUGACCGUGUCGGGCCACUGAGGGAGGAAGUCGCUCAACUUCAAGAGGCGGCGUUGCAGACCAAGGCGCAGGCUCAAGUUAUUGAGAAGACUCUCAAAACAUUGGAAAAGAGUAUCGCAACAUACAAGAAUGAAUACGCAGCGCUCGUGAGCGAAACACAGGCCAUUAAAGCCGAGAUGAGCAAGGUGCAAUUUAAGGUGGACCGAAGCGUGCGCCUUCUCGAGAGUCUCUCCUCUGAGCGGUCUAGGUGGGAGCAAGGCAGCAAAUCAUUCGAAGUCCAGAUCGAUACCAUCAUUGGUGAUGUCGUUGUGGCAGCUGCGUUCCUGGCAUACGGCGGCUACUUUGAUCAGCAAUAUCGAAAGACUAUGAUGGAGGACUGGUUGCACCACUUAGCGCUCUCCGGCAUCAAGUUCAAGCCUCUUAACCCGAUCACGGAGUACCUUUCGACUGCGGAUGAGCGGCUGAAUUGGCAGGCCAAUUCGCUGCCGGUAGACGACCUUUGCACCGAGAACGCCAUUAUCUUGAAACGGUUCAACAGAUACCCACUGAUUAUCGAUCCUUCAGGACGCACUGCAGAGUUCCUGCAGAACGAGUGCAAGGAUCGAAAGCUUACGGUCACCAGUUUCCUGGACGACUCAUUCACCAAGCAACUUGAGAGCUCUCUCCGUUUCGGCAACCCCAUCCUGAUCCAGGACGCCGAGCACCUCGACCCCAUUCUCAACCACGUCCUGAACAAGGAAUACCAGCGAACUGGGGGUCGUGUGCUCAUCCAACUAGGAAAGCAGGAAAUCGACUUCUCCCCCUCCUUCCAGCUUUACCUCUCCACGCGCGAUCCUUCGGCGACGUUCGCGCCUGACAUCUGCAGCCGGACUACCUUCGUCAACUUCACUGUCACUCAGAGCAGCUUACAAACUCAAUCCCUUAAUGAGGUACUGAAGUCGGAGCGUCCAGAUGUUGAUGAACGCCGUUCGAACCUCAUCAAGAUGCAAGGCGAGUUUAGCAUACAUCUCCGCCGCUUGGAGAAGCGCCUGCUGCAAGCUCUCAACGAAUCAAGGGGGAACAUCCUCGAUGAUGACGUUGUCAUCGAGACUCUCGAGACUCUGAAGAAGGAGGCUGCCGAUAUCACAAUCAAGGUCUCCCAGACGGAAGGCGUGAUGGCGGAGGUCGACACUAUCACCUCCCAGUAUCAAAUCAUUGCACGCUCCUGCUCCGCUAUCUUCGCUGUCCUGGACCAGCUCCACCAUGUCAACCACUUCUACCAGUUCUCUCUGCAGUACUUCAUCACUAUCUUCGAGUCUGUACUGCAAGCCACGAAGCGAAGAUCACACAGUACCGGCCACAAUGCAAGAAUUGAUCACAUCGUUCGCGAGCUGUUCAUUAAUACCUACCGUCGCACUUCUCUAGCGCUGCUGCAGAAAGAUCGCGUCAUGCUUGCGUUGCUACUGGCCCAAGCAGCUCCAUACAGGAUGGACAAGACGCUGAUCGACAUCAUCCUAGAUAAAGAUCUUGAGGGCACUGACAUCUCGACCGCUCCCUCCCUGAUGGAUGAGGCAAUGGCGCGGGCGUCCAAGCACCCGCUGUUCAAGGAACACAUUGCCAGCGUGGAUCCUUCAGCAUGGGACAACUUUAUACAAGAGGAGGUAGCCGAAGAUCAUGUACCACGCGCCUGGCCGGAGGACAUCGACAGACUCGACCAGCGACUCAGGUCCAUCAUCCUGAUCAAGCUAUUCCGCAUCGACCGCUUUGUGCCCGCCGUAGAGCGGUUCGUCAACGAAGUCUUCGGUGAUGGCCUCCUUGAUGCGGGAAGCGAUCUGAGCGAAAUUGUCAAGGAAGUCUUGGCCACCACUCCUAUUGCACUGAGCUCCAGCCCGGGCUUCGACGCCAGCUACAAAGUCGAUAUGCUCGUCGAGAGGACGCACGCCACGUGUACCAACAUCGCCAUGGGCUCCAACGAAGGCCUCGCAAGCGCCGACAAGGCCAUUAGCAACGCGGCUGCCACCGGCUCUUGGGUCUUAGUGAAGAACGUUCAUCUAGCUCCUACAUGGCUGCAAAGUCUGGAGAAGCGGAUCGAAUCAAUUAAGCCUCACAGCGACUUCAGGCUGUUCCUUUCCAUGGAGACAAGUCCCAACAUUCCCGUCAAUCUACUCCGGGCGUCGCGGGUGCUCAUGUACGAGCAGCCGGCCGGCAUUAAGGCGAACAUGAAGGACUCGAUGUCUUCUCUCUCGACACGAGCCGUCAAGGAGCCGGUGGAAAGGGCGAGAGUGCACCUGCUGCUCUCCUUCCUUCAUGCUGUUGUACAAGAGAGGCUGCGCUAUGCUCCAAGUCUUGGAUGGCGCGGCUUUUGGGAGUUUAACGACAGCGAUUACGAGUGCUGCAGCUUCGUGAUUGACAAGUGGAUCAACACAGCCGCCAAUGGACGCACGAACCUCUCGCCAAAGAACAUCCCCUGGGACAUCCUCCGCGUCAUGAUCACAGAGAUGUAUGGCGGCAAGAUUGACGACGAAGACGACUUUGAUACCCUCGGCCAGAUCGUGGAUGGCUUCAUGACGCCCGCUGCGUUCGAGGAGAACUACGUCCUCGUCAAGGACGUGCAAGACGGUACAGGAGAGAGUGCUACGGGCCUGACUAUGCCUAGCGGUAUAGGGUGGAAGGACUUCACAGAGUGGGUCAACCGCUUGCCGGAGCGCGAACCGCCGACCUACCUCGGCUUGCCGGCCAACGCGGAGAAGCUAUUGCUGGUGGGACAGGCGAGGGACAUGAUGGACAAUUUGGAUCUUGUGUUGGAGAUGCUGGAUGAAGGCGAGCAGGUCAUGGCCGAGGCGGCAGACGCAUAG